UCUCUAGUCUAGAAGGUUGCGUUUACAACUUCAUACCGGUAGUGCGACUGUUAGUAGUUGAGUAGUAGUACCACAGAAUUACUGUUCUGUGAGUAGUACGAAUGCGAACGUCAUUGUUGAAGCAUCCUUGAUUUUAGGACAAAAUUAAACGUUAAUGUAAUUGUGAUUAACGAAACGAUUUAGUAGUGGAGAACAUUCCAAAGUGUUUGGUGUAUAUUACCUAGUUUUCGUUUUGGGGGGUUUAGUUUUAAUAAAAUUAGAUAAAAGUUGUGUGAUCUAGAGUACGUUUUAUAAAUAAACAAGAGUCAAUAAAUUAUGGCAGAAGCACAUUCUGCCGUCGCAUUUUCGUUUACGGUAACUCACGAAGGUUGGGAUGUUAAUUUUGACAGAGAAGUUCUGAACCUCGUCUGGCAGUCAGGUUUAAGGUCGUGGAAAAAGCGUUUGGCUCGCUUUCAGAAUAGCAUACACAACGGAGUUUACCCCGGUCAUCUCUGGACGUUAUGGGUGCUAAUCAGCAUAACGGCGGGAAUUCAUUUCUCAGGUUUCAAAGUGCCUUACGACCUUGUGACGAAAAUUAUGCCGUACAUGCGAGGUCAAUCUCUAAUGUGGCAGUUGGUCGCGUGCGGUCUAGUAUCGUUAACGAUUUGGUUGUGUAUUAUAUUUACGCUACGUUACACUUUAAAGCUCUUGCUUAUGUACAAGGGAUGGAUGUACGAGGCCAGGGGUAAAAAUAGGCAAAUUUCUCGAGGCACGAAGUUGUGGCUCUCCGUUGUUAAAGUACUGAGUGGGUGGAACAAGCCAAAGCUUUACAGUUUUCAAGGGUCCCUACCAAGGCUACCAUUACCGUCGUUGCACGAUACCAUGACGCGGUAUCUGAGAAGCGUGCGUCCAUUAUUGGACGAUGCGAACUACAACAGAAUGGUCAAGUUAGCCGCCGACUUUGAAAACGGCAUUGGAAUCAAGUUGCAGCGCUAUCUAUGGUUGAAAUCCUGGUGGUCUACCAAUUACGUCUCCGAUUGGUGGGAAGAUUACGUGUACUUACGAGGCCGCUCGCCCCUAAUGAUUAACUCAAAUUUUUACGGAAUUGACGCUAUACUAACCUACCCGACCAAAAUCCAAGCGGCCCGCGCCGCCACCGCCAUCAACUCUUGCCUUAACUAUAGGAGAUUGGUGGAGCGACAAGAAUUGGAACCUAUACUAAUUCAAGGCCUAGUGCCACUCUGCUCGUGGCAGUACGAGCGAAUUUUUAAUACGGCCCGAAUACCGGGCGCCGAAAUCGAUAGGAUUCAGCAUUGGUCCGAUGCCAAUCACAUUGUUGUCUAUCACAAGGGGCGGUAUUUUAAGGUUAUUAUUUAUAAGGGAAGAAUCUUGCGUCCCAGCGAGAUCCAAGUGCAAAUCCAGCAAAUUUUAGAUGACAAAUCGCAACCGCUACCAGGAGAAGAAAAGCUUGCCGCGCUAACCGCGGGCGAUAGGGUGCACUGGGCCCACGCGCGAAGACACUUUUUCUCACGGGGCGUCAACAAGCUCUCGUUGGACACGAUCGAGAAGGCCGCCUUCGUCGUCGCGUUGGACGACGUGCCGUACGAAUACGAGCCGAGUCAGCCCGAUAAGUUGGAUCGCUUCGGGAAAAUUCUGCUUCACGGGAAGGGGUACGAUCGAUGGUUUGACAAGUCGUUUACGCUGUGUGUAGGCAGUAAUGGCCGGCUGGGUUUUAACUCGGAGCAUUCUUGGGGUGACGCGGCGGUGAUGUCCCAUGUUUGGGAACUUGUAGUGACCGACGAAACGCUUCUAAUUCGAUACGAUGAAAACGGUAACUGUAUCGGCAAACCCGAAAUUGAGCCCCCCGUGCCGUUACGUUUGCAGUGGGAAAUGAAAUCCGAAUGCCAAACCGCUAUUAAUAUGGCGGUAACGGCAGCACAAAAACUUAUCGACGACAUAGAUCUGCGCAUUUACGUUCACGAUCAUUACGGAAAAGGUUUUGUGAAAACGUGCAAGUUAAGUCCGGACGCUUAUCUCCAAAUGGCUUUACAGUUAGCCUACUAUAGAGACGCGGGCAAGUUUAGUUUGACCUACGAGGCAAGCAUGACGCGCUUAUUUAGAGAGGGAAGGACGGAAACUGUGAGACCGUGCACGGUCGAAUCGUCCGCUUGGGUUAAGGCGAUGGAAGACAAAAGCUUCUCAACGGAAGAGCGUGUUAAGCUGCUUCAAGUGGCCUGCAUGCAACAUCAGAUUGGGUAUCAAGACGCCAUGUGCGGCAAGGGAAUAGACAGGCACUUGUUUUGCUUGUACGUUGUUUCGAAAUACUUGGAGGUCGAUUCGCCAUUUUUAAAGGAGGUGCUGAGUGAACCAUGGAGAUUGUCGACUUCUCAGACUCCCCACGGACAAACCGGUCGUGUUGAUCCCAGGGAGCACCCUAAUUGUAUCUCGGCCGGUGGAGGAUUCGGUCCGGUUGCCGAUGACGGUUACGGAGUUUCUUACAUUGUGGCGGGCGAGGACAUCAUAUUCUUCCAUAUAUCGCAUAAAAAGAGUAGCAAGCAAACUGACUGCCACAGGUUCGCGCUAAACAUAGAAAGAGCUCUUGCCGAUAUGAAAAAAUUGUUUGAAGACUACAAAAUGAUGAAUGGCACAAAAUGAACCUGAUAGCAUUGUAGCGUAAUUUAUUAAAAAAAAGGAAACUGAGAAUGGCUGGGAUUGGUGUGCUGGUUCUUUGAUAGAGUAAGCCCAAAUAGUUAAAUGUAUCACAUAUCGGAACAUGAUUUAAUCGUUUUUGUUUUCAAGAAGUAACGCACAAAUAUGAAGUUAGUAUUAA
Molecule: messenger RNA, 2809 nt
Organism: Photinus pyralis (common eastern firefly)
Lineage: Eukaryota; Metazoa; Arthropoda; Insecta; Coleoptera; Lampyridae
Gene: whd
Product: carnitine O-palmitoyltransferase 1, liver isoform
Exons: 11
Coding region: 316-2634 (772 amino acids)
Biological process (GO): fatty acid metabolic process; carnitine metabolic process
Cellular component (GO): mitochondrion
Molecular function (GO): carnitine O-palmitoyltransferase activity
Source: RefSeq, a predicted model, not a curated record